Diabrotica virgifera virgifera (western corn rootworm) is the source of this 3257-nucleotide messenger RNA. RefSeq lists its product as uncharacterized. NCBI's taxonomy places the organism in Eukaryota, Metazoa, Arthropoda, Insecta, Coleoptera, Chrysomelidae. The transcript is spliced from 4 exons. The coding region runs from base 173 to 1042 and encodes 289 amino acids. The record is from RefSeq and is a predicted model, not a curated record.
UAAAAAUCUCAUUCAUCCCAAAAUAAAAGUAGUGAGUGGGAGCACAUAACUGGUGGGAGAAUCGGGAGCUUAGAAUAUCAUUUUAACACUUCUCAGCCUGUGGUGAUAUCUAAGUGCAAUUUUAAUAAAAAAUAAUAUUUUUAAGUUCUUCUAGACCGUAAGAAACAUAAAAAUGACUUCCAAACGUACCGUCCUUAGUAGACCCAGAACCAAAUUAUAUGAUGCCAACUACAAUAUUGGAGAAAGUUACUACAAGGGUGCCUUAGACAGACUAGACAGGAAAUAUUCAGGCAGAUCACUGUCUCCACCACGUCAGCCAUCACCAGUUGCAGAAUCCAUUGCCGAACGCCAUGCCAGAAUCUUCGCUGACGAAGACCUAGAAUAUUCAAGGAGAAGAGCCGAAAAACACAUCAGAGAAGAAAAUGCGUUCGAUGCAAGGACUGCCCGUUUCAAUAGAGCCAGCGCCCUUCUGGCAGAUUCUAUGGACAAUGACAUCAGCGAUGAGACCGCCACAUCAAUCAGACGUCUAAGAGCUAACAAAAAAGUAUCUAUCAUAGACGACGCUGAUCUAGAAAACACCUCAAACAACCUCAAAUCGAUGCGCUUACUCGACAGAUCAGACAAGAUCCUCGAUUCAGUCGGCAUAAACGACUCGUUACCAAGAAAGAUGGCCGAAAAAGAUGUAGCCCAACGACGCAGCGCUUUAAAAAUGAGUUACAGACCAGAGGAAGACAGCUUGACCAAAUGGACGCCAUUGGAGAAUAACAUUACUUCCUACAGAGCCAGAAGGGAGGAAGUUACAGCGUCUAUCGAGUCUGACAGUGGAGCUUCCCGUAGAGCAAAACUCUCAAAGGACAGACUUAACGAUUUGGAAGAAGAAAUGGUAGCCAUGCAAGAGAAACAAGCUGCCAGAGAAGCCAGAGUUGCUAGACUAAGGAAGUUAGUAGCUGAAACAGAACAGGACUCAGCUAGUUUCGAAUUAUCUCAAGCUAAAGCUGAACGGGCAGAAUCCAGGAAAGAACGACUGGCAGUUGAAUAUUGAACAGGUUCAGAACGACAAGUUACGGUUAGUUAGAAGGAACGGCGUUAUUUUAAUUUGUACAUUUAAAACAAAGAAUAGUUUUAUAGGUAGUGUAGAUAUUUUUAUUCCCUAAGCAUUUUUCUUCAGUUUUCAGUAAAAAUGUCAUUUCAAUUAAUUUCUUCAUUUCUCAUUAUGAUGUUACUAUUGAAGAGUUAAUUCCACUUCUGAAAUAUUAGAAUUUACAAUUAUGACCAAACUUUUUUAACGUUGUGUUAAAUAUCAAACUUGACAUUCUAAUGGUAGACAUUGACAGAAUGGAGACAAGACCUGACACAUCUAAAACGAGACGACUACUAGAAACAACAGAGAUGAAAAUACUCCGACGAAUAUCAGGGAAAAGUCUGUGGGAUAGGGAGAGAAGCGAAAACAUAAAAAGAUCAUGCAAUGUAGAAGACAUAAAUGGAUGGGUGACAAAACGGAAACAGGAGUGGAACGAACACAUUAGUAGAAUGGCAGAGGAUAGGAUAGUACGAAUAGCACGAGAUAAGUCACUGAAUGGACGAAGAAGUAUUGGCAGACCAAGAAAAAGAUGGUGCGAUAACUUAAACAAUUUAGGAGGCUAAUAUUGUAGAAGAAACAGGCUUUAAAGCCUAUAUACAAGCAGGAAGAAGAAGAAGAAGACAUUAUAAUGGUAUGAGAACAAAUGCCAAUGUUGCACUUAAGUAAUUAAUUCAAAAUGUUCACAUUAGGCCUAGUUUGUUUACUAGAAAUAUCUCAGUGCGUGAUAUCAACUGGAGCCAAAUAGAAAAAAGUUAAAAUGCAAAUUUGUAUAGUAUUUUUACUACAAAAGCGAUAUUACGUAGGUCAAAAUUUUUGACUUAAGAGAACUGUCUAAACAUUAUAAUGUGACUUUUCAUUAUUGCCAUGUUUAUAAUAAUAAACAUGGCAAUAAUGAAAAGUCACAUUCUAAUGUUUUGACAGUUCUCUUACGUCAAAAAUUUUGACCUACGUAAUAUGCUUUUGUAGUAAAAAUACUAUAUUACGAUAACAUAAAAUUCUGUAUAUUUCCUUUUCCCUUUAUUUCUUUCUUCCUGGCUCAAUACUUGGUUUAAUGACGUAACGUCAUGACUUUCUUUAUGUGGGUUUAUCGCGAUAGGGCUUUUCUACCCUUACAGCAUCUUUCGUGAUACUGCAGAACAUUUUUGAGUCCCGCCUGAGCGACGAGAUUGGCUCACAGACCACAAUAUUCAUACAUAUGUUACAUCUGUUUGUAUCAGCUCUUCGUUUCAACCCCCAGGUUUUUAUUAUAACUCUUUUGCAGUCCCAUAAUAGCUGUGCAAUUCCGAUUGAAAUAUUAAUGAGAAUAUUUUAAGUGAACCUGGGGUCUAAGAUGUUUAACCUUACUGCUUCCCUUCCAAAUAGAUUGAGCUUCCCUUCCAAAUACACUAGCCAAUUUUGGAAGAAGAACUCAUAGAAAAGAAGCAAACAUUUUGUUAUUAAUCAUGUUAGGAUUAUGGUUUAGGAGGAGCAGUAUCAAUUACUGAGCCCUUAGGAUAUUUAGACCAUCUAGGGCAGAUCCAUAGUAUCAUCUCUUAACCUAUAAUCCAUUAAAAGACUGUUACAUCUCAGAAAGCCACAACUUCCUUAACAAAAUCACCUUAACCUGUUUCCGCUGGAUAAACUUUUAUACAAAGACAUGGCAUAUUUGGCAAUGACAGACGACAUGUGAGGACCUUUCUUCCUUCCCAUCUUAUUGACAACAUCGUGGACUAUUUAAUAAUUCGAGCACAUGAAGAUGUCGUUCGUAGCGAUUUUUACACAAUGAAUACCAGACUAAGUGAAAUUAAUCUUUUAUUAAUUAAAAAAAAUUAAUGUUUCAUUAAAUCACAUUACUUUUAAGUCAAUUUUAUACCAAAACCUUGUUUUCAAUAUGAAGUUAGUUUUUUUUGUGAAAAACAUUGAAAAUUGCAUUUGGAUAUCAUCCUCAAUAUGAAAAUUAUAGAGCCCUAGAUUUUUGUUAAAUACUUUUGUUUUCUAAUUUUAUUAUCACAUUUUUAUUAAAUGUUUUAUUUUUCUUUUGGAAGUUAUUUUUUAAAAAUACGUUUUUGAAUUUUUUUGGAAUGUUUUUUUUUGUAUACGUAAAUUUACAUCUUUGAUAUAUAUACUGGACAUUUUGUUAAUGCUUCUUGUACAUACUGUAUUAUAAAUGAAAAGUAUAAUAAAUGUAUAAAGUGAG